Corticium candelabrum is the source of this 1586-nucleotide messenger RNA. Its product is annotated as dual specificity mitogen-activated protein kinase kinase 7-like. Gene Ontology annotation, molecular function: ATP binding; protein kinase activity. The transcript has 11 exons. Gene Ontology annotation, biological process: protein phosphorylation. NCBI's taxonomy places the organism in Eukaryota, Metazoa, Porifera, Homoscleromorpha, Homosclerophorida, Plakinidae. The record is from RefSeq and is a predicted model, not a curated record. Bases 100 to 1353 code for a protein of 417 amino acids.
CGUCAGGGUACAUGUUUCUGACGUCAGGGUACUCCCUUCCUGACGUCAUAACGCUGACCCAGCAAGUGGAUAUCCCGUAUUCACUUCCUGAAUGUAUCGAUGGCAGGUGGAGAAGGCGACAAGCAAGAUCUGGAGAAAAUAAGCAAACAGAUGAGGAGAAUAUCGUUUAAUCUAGCCAGAAUGGACGACCGGGCCCUCUCUCCCAGUCCCCGACGGCCCGUUCGGCCGCUUUUCGACUCACCGAGAGAAUCCAGAAAGCAGGCAAUCAUCGCCGGACAAGGAUUGGUGCCCGGCCUCAUGCGGAGGUCGCCGACGCCUCAGAAAGUGAGCAGCACGGGCAGCAGUGCGGGAUCGUCUGGAUCGAAUAGCCCGGAUGUUGGUCCGGACGGACCUUUGACGGUGCUCAAGCAUAGCGACCCGAAGAUGGAGAAAAUUAUUGAAUCGACUGGUGUUUUGAGAAUUGGAGGAAAUACAUACUCUUUCUCGACCUGUGACCUCGAGCUUCUGAAGCGAAUUGGACACGGAACGUCCGGCGAAGUGUCAAAAAUGAUACACAACAAGAGCAACACACUGAUGGCUGUCAAGACGAUGCAUUGGAGUCAGGACAGAGAGGAGCAAAAGAGGGUGCUCAUGGAUCUGUAUGUGAUGACGACGCACGUGUGUCCGUAUAUUGUCGAAUGUUACGGAUGCCUUUUGAGCAACGAUGACGUUUGGAUUUGUAUGGAGCUAAUGGCUACAUGCAUGGAAAAGCUCGUAAAGCAAAUAAAGCAGCCAAUACCAGAAGACAUUCUUGGCAAAAUCAGCGUCUCUGUAAUCAAGGCUCUUAACUACCUCAAAGAAGAGCACAAUGUGAUGCAUCGAGAUAUCAAACCUUCCAAUAUUCUACUUGACCCCAAAGGCAACAUAAAACUUUGUGAUUUCGGGAUCAGCGGCCGUCUGGUUGACUCAAAGGCAAAAACUCGUGAAGCAGGAUCUGUUGCUUAUAUGGCUCCUGAGCGAAUUACACCUGAAACGAUCGUCAGUGGGUAUGAUGUGAGGGCUGACAUCUGGAGUGUUGGGAUGACUUUGAUUGAAUUAGCCACCGGAAAGUUUCCUUAUGCUGAUUGUAAGAAAGUGUUUGAGGUUUUGACUAAGAUUUUGCAAGAACCAUCGCCACAGUUACCAAAAGAGGGACGAUUUUCUAUGGACUUUAGAUCAUUUACAAGUCAAUGUCUGAUGAAGGACAGAGACAAGCGACCUCAUUACAAACAACUUCUCGGACAUUCGUUCAUUGUACGAUACACCUCAAAACAUGUCGAUGUCGAGCAAUGGUAUAGAAACAUUGUAGCAGUUACGGAGAGCCAAUCAAGCUGAUGCCUAAUAAUAGUUAAUUAAAAAUUUGUGAGACACACGUGUUGCUUAUAAUUUCAGGUUUAGUAUUGACUCGAUUGAUUAUUGGUAGAGCAUUUUCUUGUGCAACUGCGAAGAGCAACUGAGCAGACUUUGUAGAUUGUUUCUGUAGAUGAUGGAGAGGGUGGACGGUUUUACAGUUUUAUAGAUUUGUACAGUGUCACGUGAUCCAUUGCCAUGGUAGCAGUUCUGAUGCA